AUGUUCCACAACAGUUACCAGUCGGGGUUUCUUUCCAUUCUCUACAGCAUUGGAUCCCGUCCUCUGCAAAUAUGGGAUACAAAAGUACGUAAUGGCCACGUCAAACGCAUUACCGAUGAGGAUAUUCAAUCGUCUGUCCUUGAGGUGGUUGGAAACAAUGUGAGCACAUGUUACAUUACUUGCCCAGUGGAUCCCAAGAAAACACUUGGUAUUAAGCUUCCUUUCCUCGUGAUGAUCAUCAAGAAUCUCAAGAGAUAUUUCUCUUUCGAGGUGACGAUUCUCGAUGACAAGGGCAUUCGUCGUCGCUUCCGUGCCUCCAAUUACCAAACAACAACACGGGUGAAGCCGUUUACCUGCACGAUGCCGAUGCGUUUGGAUGAGGGGUGGAAUCAGAUUCAAUUCAACUUAGCGGACUUCACGCGGCGUGCGUACGGUACGAAUUAUCUCGAAACGCUACGCGUGCAACUUCAUGCGAACUGCCGCGUUCGCCGGUUGUACUUCAGUGACCGCCUCUACUCUGAGGAGGAGCUGCCACCGGAGUUUAAGUUGUUCCUCCCUAUUGCACAGCAGCAGCAACAGCAACAGCAACAACAGCAACAGCAGCAACACAUGCAGAAACAAGCGCCUCCUGAACCUCAACAGCAACAACAUCACCAACAACAACAGGUGCAUUCGGAGGCUCACCAACAGCAACAAGCGCCCCCGGAAGCUCAACAUCAACAGGCGCAUUCGGAGGCUCACCAACAGCAACAGUACCAACAGCAAGUGCAGCACUCACAGUUUCAAGAUGCCGCACCACCGUCCCAACAGCAGACACAUGAGGAAAUGCCUCAGGGUGAAGAGGAGGAACAGCAGCAACAAACGUCACCAGUAGAGGGCGCUUAG
Messenger RNA from Trypanosoma brucei brucei TREU927, 885 nucleotides. RefSeq lists its product as hypothetical. Lineage: Eukaryota; Euglenozoa; Kinetoplastea; Trypanosomatida; Trypanosomatidae. Gene Ontology annotation, biological process: positive regulation of cell motility; regulation of cilium beat frequency involved in ciliary motility; cilium assembly. The transcript has a single exon. Bases 1 to 885 code for a protein of 294 amino acids. The record is from RefSeq and is a predicted model, not a curated record. Gene Ontology annotation, cellular component: ciliary basal body; motile cilium.